GACGCCCCGAUGCGGCAAGGGCCGUUUGGAAUAGUUGCAGCUGUCUGCGAAACAUUGCCCUCUCGCCCACGACGCCUCCACCCCCGCUCGCUGUCGCCCCGUCCAUCACUGUCUGCUGCGCGCCCGGGAAAGGUCAUCAUUGCAGCGCUCCGAGCCCGCUCGAUGCGUCCGCCGCCGUCUACCUGUGCCCUCGCUACACGUCACUGCGCAACCCACCAUCUCCAAUACUAGUACUACCGCGACUCCCCUCGACAGCGCCCUCAGUCCCAUCGACACCACCCGCCCCCGCCCGCCCCCGGGCACCGCCCACCAUGUCCUUCUUUGGAUUCGAUGCCACGCUGCCGCGCGACAAGGGCCACUCCACCAACGCCCCCGGUUUCGGCCACCACGAUGCCUUCGCCAGCCUCGGUGGAGGGGCAGCCGAUGACGAUGCGAUUGAUUUCGAAGAGACGUACGAUGGCCUAGGCGAUCAGCUUGAUGAGACCGACGACGCCUUCAAUGACGACACUUUUGGCAGCGCCCCAGCUACCCAGCAGGACAUCGGCCGCGAUUUCGACUUCCACGGCCAGACGUCCAAGAUUGCGAACACGCUGCAAGAAGAGCAGAUGGUCUACCAAGCUCGCCAUCCGGCACCCCAGCAGCAGAUCCAGCAGCACGUCCAGCAGCAGAGGCCUCCCAUUCCGCACGCUUCGAAGCCCACCAGGACCGGCUACGAGAGCUACCAUGACCCCGACUAUAUCCCCCAGCUGGAGGCUCGCGCCGACAUCUGGGGUCUUAAGCCCAAGCAGUCCUCUGCUCCCAAGCAAUCAGAGCCGCAAUAUCAAGCUCCUGCGCCUUCAAGGAAGAUGAUGAGCCUGGACGAGGUCGAGGCCAUGAUGCGCAACCAGCCAGUGCAGGCGACACCACCACCUGCCCACCAGCACAUGGCGCCCACCCAGCCUCCCAUGCCCUCGCACUAUCCGCAGUCCUUGCCUCACGGACAGCCGCUCUUCCCGGGCCAAUUUCCACCGCAGAUUAUGCAGCGCCCCCAGCAGCACCCUCAGCAACACCAUCAACAUCAACCAGGCCAACCCGGUCCACGACAGCCGCAGGUUCACGCUGAACUGCCCGCUCAACCGGUCCACACCCAGCCACCGCAGCAACCUACGAUAUUGCAGCGACCGCGACAAUCAAACGAAACUACGGCACAGCAGCAAAGACCCAACCAACCCCAAGGUCAGCCCCAAGGCCAGCCCCAGCGGCCGCCCUCUCAGCCCAGGCACAUUCUGCAGAAUCCCAAUCGGCUUUCUGGGCAUGGGCAGCCUGUUGCGCACUCUGGACACCCAGGAGCACGUGGUCCUCAGCCAGGCCACAACAGGGGUCCUUCGUACACGCCUAUGGUCAUUACCCAUCCAGAGCAGCUUAUGGCUUUGUCACAGGAGGAGCGUGACGCUUAUAUCGAAGCUGAGGCUAAACGUGCCAAGCGCAACCACAAGAUCUCCUUGCUAGCCAAAGACAACGGCCUGAUGACGCCUCAAGACAAGAACUUCAUCACGCGCAUUCAACUCCAACAGCUCAUGACUGCGACUGGAAAUUUGGAUGAAAGAGGCCCUGAGGCUGCCAUCGCCGAGGACUUCUAUUAUCACGUCAUGAGCCAGAUUCGCGGUGGUGCACGCCAAAAUCCGCAUCAGCCUGCAAACCAAUUUGCCCAGACGUACCUGUUCCAGACGAACAGCAGAUUCGGACCACGUAGGAACGGGCGCACUGGCGAUAACCACAUGCAGCGUAUGGAGCAGCAGGUCCAGCGGGCAGUUGAGGCAGCAAAGGCGAAGCCUAAGGGCAAGCAGCUCGUCAUCGAGGGCAGCCUGGGAAAGAUUGCUUUCAGCAACGCGAAGACACCGAGACCGCUCCUCAACAUCAAACGUCCAGAAACCGGAGACAAGCAUCCCAAGAACCACAAGUCUUCUGUGGCUCAUCGCAAGCAGACUCUGCGUAACAUUGAGGCCAUCUACAUGACUUUGAUGAGGAUUGAGGAUGUCGAUCGAGCAAUUCCCCCUCCCAUCCGUGAGGACAGCUCGCCUGAGGCUAUCCAAGCGCACAUGGAGUGGCGCUCGAAGAUCGAAACUCUGCGCAAGGAGCUCUGGCAAAAUCUCAAGAUUAUGGAGCCCAUCAACCCUCAGUCGCCCACUCCACACCCCUUUAUUUCCAUCUUGUCUCAUGCAAAGGGGAAGAAGGCGAUACAGCGAAUCUUUCCUCACAUCGACGAGCAAGAGCGCAUUACGGUAGUCACUAUGAUCGUCGUGCACCUGGACCAGCUCUCCGUAGUGUCCCACGGAACUGCAACACCAGAGGAGCCCUUGAGCCCCGCCAUGCGCGAGGAGAUUGAUCUGUUUCUUGGAACCGUCAUCCCACCGCUGUUUGCUCAUGUCUCCGAAUCUCCGCUCAACAUCAUCAUUGGCUUGCUUGGUCUAAUCUUGGACAGAACGCAUAUGCAUGUUGUCGCUCGCAGCAAGGUUGGCAUGUCGCUCCUCACGAUUCUUAUCUCUCGCGCCGAACUUCUGAAGCAGUCCGCUCCAGAAGCUGUCACGGAUUGGGAACAGUGGGCCGACCUUUACAACCGCCUGUUCGAUGCUGUGGAGCCGGUUCUUCCUGUGAUCUUCCCCGGUGGUAUCAAUGAUACCGACGAUAUGUACAUCUGGCAGUUCCUUGCUGCUAUGGGUGUCGGAGCCAGUCCGGACCAGCAACAGAGACUUGUCAUCGGCGUGAAGGACCGCGUUAUGGAGACCGUGACGGUGAGCAAGGCUCUACCGGCUGAGAUGGCAGGAGCUCGGCUUGCCAAUGUCAACCUCUUUAUGAGGGCUAUUGGCUUGGAUGUUGAGUUGCUUGGCUGA
Molecule: messenger RNA, 2870 nt
Organism: Paraphaeosphaeria sporulosa
Lineage: Eukaryota; Fungi; Ascomycota; Dothideomycetes; Pleosporales; Didymosphaeriaceae
Exons: 3
Coding region: 312-2870 (852 amino acids)
Biological process (GO): deadenylation-dependent decapping of nuclear-transcribed mRNA; P-body assembly
Cellular component (GO): P-body
Molecular function (GO): RNA binding
Source: RefSeq, a predicted model, not a curated record